UCCUCCGCCGCGCACAAGCGCUACCGCCGUCUGCAGAACUGGGUCUACAACGUGCUGGAGCGACCCCGCGGCUGGGCCUUCGUCUACCACGUCUUCAUAUUUUUGCUGGUCUUCAGCUGCCUGGUGCUGUCCGUGCUGUCCACUAUCCAGGAACACCAGGAACUUGCCAAUGAGUGUCUCCUCAUCUUGGAAUUCGUGAUGAUCGUGGUGUUCGGUCUGGAAUACAUCAUCCGGGUCUGGUCCGCGGGCUGCUGCUGCCGGUACCGAGGAUGGCAGGGCCGCUUCCGGUUCGCCAGAAAGCCCUUCUGUGUCAUCGACUUCAUCGUGUUCGUGGCCUCGGUGGCCGUCAUCGCUGCAGGAACGCAGGGCAACAUCUUCGCCACCUCUGCGUUGCGCAGCAUGCGCUUCCUACAGAUCCUGCGCAUGGUGCGCAUGGACCGCCGAGGCGGCACCUGGAAACUCCUGGGUUCGGUGGUCUAUGCGCACAGCAAGGAGCUGAUCACCGCCUGGUACAUUGGGUUCCUGGUGCUCAUCUUCGCCUCCUUCCUGGUCUAUCUGGCCGAGAAGGACGCCAAUUCAGACUUCUCCUCCUACGCUGACUCGCUCUGGUGGGGGACGAUUACACUGACAACCAUCGGUUACGGUGACAAGACGCCACACACAUGGCUGGGCAGGGUCCUGGCUGCCGGCUUCGCCUUACUGGGCAUCUCCUUUUUUGCCUUGCCUGCCGGCAUCCUUGGCUCUGGCUUUGCCCUGAAGGUCCAGGAGCAGCACCGGCAGAAGCACUUUGAGAAGCGGAGGAUGCCAGCGGCGAACCUCAUCCAGGCUGCGUGGCGUUUGUACUCCACGGACACGAGCCGGGCCUAUCUCACGGCCACCUGGUACUACUAUGACAGCAUCCUCCCAUCCUUCAGAGAGCUGGCCCUCUUGUUUGAGCACGUGCAGCGGGCCCGCAAUGGGGGUCUGCGGCCCCUGGAGGUGCGGCGGGCGCCGGUACCCGACGGAGCACCCUCCCGUUACCCGCCCGUUGCCACCUGCCACCGGCCGGGCAGCACCUCCUUCUGCCCUGGGGAAAGCUGGCGAGAGGAGGAGGCCACUGGCCACAGGUGCUUACGGCUCAGCCAGAUGUUUAGUAAUAAGCGGAGUUUCUUUCGGAUCCACGCCAGCUGGAGACCGAGCAGCCGGAUGGGCAUCAAAGACCGCAUCCGCAUGGGCAGCUCCCAGCGGCGGACAGGCCCCUCCAAGCAGCACCUGGCGCCUCCGCCCACGCCGACCUCCCCGAGCAGCGAGCAGGUAGGCGAGGCCUCCAGCCCCACCAAAGUGCAGAAGAGCUGGAGUUUCAACGACCGCACCCGCUUCCGGGCCUCUCUGAGGCUAAAGCCCCGCGCGUCUGCUGAGGAGGGUCCCUCAGAGGAAGUGGCAGAGGAGAAGAGCUACCAGUGUGAGCUGACGGUGGACGACGUCAUGCCUGCGGUGAAGAUGGUCAUCCGCUCUGUCAGGAUUCUGAAGUUCCUGGUGGCCAAAAGGAAGUUCAAGGAGACGCUGCGACCCUACGACGUGAAGGACGUCAUUGAGCAGUACUCAGCAGGGCACCUGGACAUGCUGGGCCGAAUCAAGAGCCUGCAAGCCCGAGUGGACCAGAUCGUGGGCCGCGGGCCCGGCGACCGGAAGACGCGGGAGAAGGGCGACAAGGGGCCCACGGACACGGAGGCGGUAGAUGAAAUCAGUAUGAUGGGGCGCGUGGUCAAGGUGGAGAAGCAGGUCCAGUCCAUUGAGCACAAGCUGGACCUGCUGCUGGGCUUCUACUCACGCUGCCUGCGCUCCGGCACCUCGGCCAGCCUGGGCACUGUGCAAGUGCCGCUCUUCGACCCCGACAUCACCUCCGACUACCACAGCCCAGUGGACCACGAGGACAUCUCCGUGUCGGCACAGACACUCAGCAUCUCCCGCUCGGUCAGCACCAACAUGGACUGAGGGGCUUCUCAGGAGCCACCAGACAGCACUGGGCCAGCCCCUCGGCCUGGCACCCGGACCCGCCCUCCGAGGUCUCCAGACUUACUUGAACUCGCUCCCUCGAGGGGAGAGAGGCCACACGCAGUAUUGAGCUGCCUGGGUGGGCGAGAAGGCAACGACCUGCCGACCUGGGCGUGAUGUCAGGCCGCAUGGAGGGCAGCAGCAGCAGCUGCCCGAAGCCUCUGGGGCCCCGUGCCCUGCCCGUUCCAUCGAGGCCCGAUAUGGCCGAGCAGCUGGCAGGAGCACAGCCCGUGGAGUGGGAGUGGGGAACCCGGGGCCCUGGGCCCUAACCCAGCUUCCAGCUAUGCAAGGUGAGGUCUCUGGCCCACCCUUCAGACAGCAGGGAAGCCCUCCUGCCAAGUCCCUGCCCCACUUGGGGGCGGGCCCAAGGUGCCCCUACUGGUACUCACAAAGCACAGAACCCUGCCACAAGGCAGGUGGGCACCAUAUAUGCAAACUAUAUUAAAUAUGCAACAUUGGGGACCCCCGUGGGGUCCCUCUGCCCCUCCCCCAUUGGGAGAUGGGCCUCCAGCUGUAGCUGGUCUCAGGCUGCUUGGCCACAACCCCCAUCCCUAUUAUUUGGCUUAUCACCCCCUCCCCACCCAGCAUGGGGCCUAUUUCUCCCUUGCCUCCCAAGGGCAGUGCCUGGGCCUUCCUUCCCAUUUGCCCAUAUCCCCUCUCAGGGGUCCCUCUUCCUACUGGCUGUCCACUCCCUUCUUUGGCUCUCCUGACUGCAUUAACAGCCCAGGUUUCUGUACUCAUAAACCGCUCACAGACAAUGCUCCCACAGUCACACAAACAUGCCCCUUUAGUUUCUGGAGACACGCCGAAGGUCUCACCCACAUUCACAGUGACAUGCACAGUCACACUGGGAGACAGGAGCAUAGAACCGAGCAGAUUAUUCGGGACCUCUGUACUGAGUGCCAGUGGACUGGCCUUCAGGGCACUGUCCACUACCAGGAGCCCUCCACUCCAUCCAGGUAGCUCUGAAGUGGCCACAGGUCUCUACACCAGAGCCACACUGGAGUUUUACCAGAAGAUUUGCUCUUUACUGGUCUGGGAGCCUGUGCAGGUGGCCUCCUUGGCAUUCGCACGCAGCCUGGGUCUCUGGGAUCUGGAGUGCACUUGAAAGACCCCAGGCUCUUCUCCAGGGUGAUUAUGAGACUGGCUUCUACACAGGCUUGCCCCUUCUUAGUCACUUUGACUCCCAGAGAGAAUAAUGCAUCUAGCAGCUACCAUCUGUAGGGCACCAACUAUGCACCUGGCACUCACAUCACUGUUGCCCCUCCUUCCUUCCAUACCCCACUUUUAACUUCAGUGGGUGGCCCCCACAGUGGUGUAAGCCCCAUCUACUCUGAGCCUUGAAUACAUCUUUGAUAAACCUACCCCUUUAUCCCUCUUCCACAAAGCCAAUGCAGAUGGCAGGAGGGUGAUGGAUAAUGAACAGCUGGGACCCUCUGCGGGGUGCCAGCAAAUGAGGGGCUCAGGCCCAGCUGCCUGCAACUCAUGACUGGGGUCCUGCAUGCACCAGCGCCAGGGCUGGGCCUGGAUGUUGCUCAGCCGAUGGUGCCCUGCAUCUGCCCUAAUUCGCCCUCUGCAUGUGACCAUCAAGCCCUGGAUGGAGCCUGGCCUGGCUCACUUCACCUGCACUGCACUGUCCCCAGAGAGCCACCCCCCAAGCCCCCAGAGACAGAGCUGUGGAGAGGGGCAGGAGCACGGGAUUACCUUAUGACCAAAGGAGACUUGGGAAGAACGCCCCCCUCCUUCAACAAUAGAGGUUCCCCACCGACCCAGUUCUCAGAUAUGCAAGUACCUCACUUUGUUAACUUAUUAACUUAUUGGUUUCAUUAAAGUUUUCAGUAGGAGGUGGCUGGUCUUGGCUGUCCUGUGGCUAUGGGGUGGGUACCUGGUGGAAAAGAGAGUUGAUUAUUCAGACUCUGAUUGUAAACAA
This is a messenger RNA of Condylura cristata (star-nosed mole), 3964 nucleotides long. It is a transcript of the gene KCNQ4, whose product is annotated as potassium channel, voltage gated KQT-like subfamily Q, member 4. Gene Ontology annotation, biological process: transmembrane transport; potassium ion transport. The transcript is spliced from 16 exons. Gene Ontology annotation, molecular function: voltage-gated potassium channel activity. NCBI's taxonomy places the organism in Eukaryota, Metazoa, Chordata, Mammalia, Eulipotyphla, Talpidae. Gene Ontology annotation, cellular component: membrane. The annotation marks the transcript as partial. The record is from RefSeq and is a predicted model, not a curated record.